AUCAGUGGCUCAAGAAACGUGCAGGCCAACGUACAGCUGGAUCAGAAAACCAAAAAUACAAAAGGAUGAAGCUGCAGUUCUUGUUUUUCCUUAGCCUGAGCGCUCUAUUAGCUGGAGGAGAGACCUCACAUGAUGCCGAGAGGCGUAUGCAUCCGGUAUUCUCCUUAAUGGAAUCCGGAUCCAAUCCAUUGGGUGGUCGCUUCAAGCGUGCCAUGCCCCAAAUCGUUUUCGAAGCCCUCAGGGCAGAGGAGCGUUACGCUGAAUACUGGCAGGGAUUGGCUGGCCAAACCCUCGAUCAGCAAUUGGAGAGCAAAUUGAAAUUGAAUACCAAACUGGCCAGAAAUGUAAUGCUCUUUAUCGGAGAUGGCAUGUCCAUACCCACGAUCACAGCAGGACGAGUUUACUUGGGCGGCGAGGAGAAGCAGUUUGCCUUCGAGGAAUUUCCGUAUGUCGGUCUCAGUAAGACCUACUGUGCCAAUAUGCAGGUGGCUGAUUCCGCGUGCACCGCCACCGCCUAUUUGGGUGGUGUGAAGGCCAACUACGGAACGAUAGGAGUAAGUGCAGCGGUGCAGUUCAAGGAUUGCCAGGCACAGGCGCAAUCCGCUCAUCAUGUAUCCUCCAUUGCGGCCUGGGCGCAAAAACAGGGAAUGGCAACGGGCUUGGUCACUACUACAUCGGUAACCCAUGCCUCACCAGCUGGAGUGUACGCCCACCUUGCCAACAGGAACUGGGAGAAUGACGCAGAGGUCGUCAAAGAUAAUGGUGAUCCUGAUCUAUGCCCAGAUGCCGCUGCCCAGCUGAUCAAUAGCCCUGUAGGUCAGAAACUCAAUGUGAUUUUGGGGGGCGGUCGAGAGAAUUUCCUGCCCAAAAGCGUGACAGAUAGCAGUGGAGCACCUGGUCUUCGAUUGGAUGGACGGAAUCUCAUCGAGGAGUGGAAGAGUCAGCACACGAAUAGUGCUCAUUACGUGGAGAAUCGCAGAGAUUUGCUUAACCUUUCAAAUCACACAUCUCGGGUCUUAGGGUUAUUUGCCCCCUACCACAUGGCCUAUCAUCUGGAUGCCGAGCCUACAGAACAACCCACUCUCGAGGAAAUGGUUCAGGUGGCCAUGGAUAUCCUGGAACGCCAGAGUGCUGGACGUGGCUACUUUCUGUUUGUGGAAGGCGGUCGAAUCGAUCAUGGACACCAUGAUACUUUGGCUCUGAGGGCCAUCGAUGAGACGGCGGAGUUCGACAAAGCGGUAAGAUUUGCCAGGAGUCACACGAGCACGGAUGAUACCCUGAUAGUGGUCAGUUCGGAUCACUCACAUACCAUGUCGUUGGCCGGCUAUUCCAGCAGAAAGAACGAUAUCUUCGGGAUCAAUGACGGGCAGCUGGCGGCGGAUGACCUCCCAUAUGCCACUCUAAGCUAUGCCAAUGGACCGGGUUAUGAUAGUAACUAUCUGAGAGAAGGCGGUGCCGUGAAGAGAAAGAAUCUUAAAGCUAUCAAUAUGAAGAACAAGGACUUUAUGUUCCCCAGCACAGUUCCCCUGGCGUCGGAGACCCAUGGCGGUGAUGAUGUGGCAGUCUUCGCCAGUGGACCGUAUGCCCAACUUUUUACUGGAGUCUACGAGCAGCACUUCAUACCCCACGCCCUCGGUUAUGCCUCUUGCCUCAGUGAUCGUAACAUGUGCGUGGAUGGGGGCGUGGCAAGAAGACCACGCUAAGACUUGACCAUGGUCAAGGGUUAAGUCGACUAUAAGAAGUCUCAGGAAUUAUUGUAUUAUUCUCACUAAAGAGAGAAGCUACUAGUUAAGUAAUUAUUUAAGGGGGUAAUAAAAUAAAUACUAAAAAACUUGAAAAACCUUUCACAAAUGAUAUCGCCUAAC
Drosophila eugracilis is the source of this 1865-nucleotide messenger RNA. Its product is annotated as alkaline phosphatase. The record is from RefSeq and is a predicted model, not a curated record. Gene Ontology annotation, molecular function: alkaline phosphatase activity. Gene Ontology annotation, biological process: dephosphorylation. Bases 66 to 1703 code for a protein of 545 amino acids. Lineage: Eukaryota; Metazoa; Arthropoda; Insecta; Diptera; Drosophilidae. The transcript is spliced from 2 exons.